Molecule: messenger RNA, 2024 nt
Organism: Ochotona princeps (American pika)
Lineage: Eukaryota; Metazoa; Chordata; Mammalia; Lagomorpha; Ochotonidae
Gene: GDI1
Product: GDP dissociation inhibitor 1
Exons: 11
Coding region: 100-1443 (447 amino acids)
Biological process (GO): small GTPase-mediated signal transduction; vesicle-mediated transport; protein transport
Cellular component (GO): cytoplasm
Molecular function (GO): Rab GDP-dissociation inhibitor activity
Source: RefSeq, a predicted model, not a curated record
CAUCUUUGGUCCAGUGCGGCGGCGGCGGCGGCGGCAGCGGCUGCUGUGGUGCGAGGACGGGAGGAGGAGCCGAGCGGGCGCUGCUACCAAGGCCUGACCAUGGACGAGGAAUACGAUGUGAUCGUGCUGGGGACCGGUCUCACCGAGUGCAUCCUGUCGGGCAUCAUGUCUGUGAACGGGAAGAAGGUGCUGCACAUGGACCGGAACCCCUACUAUGGCGGUGAGAGCUCCUCCAUCACGCCGCUGGAAGAGUUAUAUAAGCGUUUUCAGUUGCUGGAGGGGCCCCCUGAGUCGAUGGGCCGGGGCAGAGACUGGAACGUUGACCUGAUCCCUAAAUUUCUCAUGGCCAAUGGGCAGCUGGUCAAGAUGCUGCUCUACACGGAAGUGACUCGCUACCUGGACUUCAAAGUGGUGGAGGGCAGCUUUGUCUACAAGGGUGGCAAGAUCUACAAGGUGCCGUCCACUGAGACCGAGGCCUUGGCUUCCAAUCUGAUGGGCAUGUUUGAAAAACGGCGCUUCCGCAAGUUCCUGGUGUUUGUGGCAAACUUUGACGACAGUGACCCCAAGACCUUUGAGGGCGUUGACCCCCAGACCACCAGCAUGCGUGACGUAUACCGGAAGUUUGACCUGGGCCAGGAUGUCAUUGAUUUUACUGGCCACGCACUGGCGCUCUACCGCACUGAUGACUACCUGGACCAACCCUGCCUUGAGACCAUCAACCGCAUCAAGUUGUACAGUGAGUCGCUGGCCCGGUAUGGCAAGAGCCCAUACCUAUACCCGCUCUAUGGCCUCGGGGAGCUGCCCCAGGGCUUUGCAAGAUUGAGCGCCAUCUACGGGGGCACAUACAUGCUGAACAAACCCGUGGACGAUAUCAUCAUGGAGAACGGCAAGGUGGUGGGCGUGAAGUCUGAGGGCGAGGUGGCCCGCUGCAAGCAGCUCAUCUGUGACCCUAGCUACAUCCCAGACCGUGUCCGCAAGGCUGGGCAGGUGAUCCGCAUCAUCUGCAUCCUCAGUCACCCCAUCAGGAACACCAAUGAUGCCAAUUCCUGCCAAAUCAUCAUCCCCCAGAACCAGGUCAACAGGAAGUCAGACAUCUACGUGUGCAUGAUCUCCUACGCACACAACGUAGCUGCGCAGGGCAAGUACAUCGCCAUCGCCAGCACCACAGUGGAGACUGCGGAGCCCGAAAAGGAGGUUGAACCAGCACUGGAGCUGCUGGAGCCCAUUGACCAGAAGUUUGUGGCCAUCAGUGACUUGUACGAGCCUAUUGACGAUGGUUCCGAGAGCCAGGUGUUCUGUUCCUGCUCCUAUGAUGCCACCACACACUUUGAAACAACCUGCAAUGACAUUAAAGACAUCUACAAGCGCAUGGCUGGCUCGGCCUUCGACUUUGAGAACAUGAAGCGCAAACAGAAUGACGUGUUCGGAGAAGCUGACCAGUGAUUGCAGACCCCUCCUACCCCCUCUGCCUCCCCCAGCCUGGGGGCGUGGUACGGGCGGGCACCCCAUGUCCAGUACCCUCUGCUUUCCCCACUACAUUCCUGUUCUCCACCUAGUUGAUUCACUGACCAAAUCCUUAACCUAGUGAUGGUUUUGGAUAGCGUUUCUCUUUGGGCCCUCCCUUAGCCUAGGACAAGAGUGUGCGUCCUCUCUGUGUGUGCCUCCUCCCCGGCCCCGAUUCCUCUGCUCUUGUUUGGGAACAAUGUGGAGGACAAGCCUUUGGAGGUGCCCCCUGCCUCCCGCCCCACCAACUCAUUCAUGUGUUGGAAAGAAGGGGUCUUCCCAGCAUACAGUGGCAUUCCUCUUCCCCAUAAUUUAUUCUAAUUUAUUAACUGGAACCCAUCCCACCACCGCCUGCUGGCAUAGCCGGGGUGGGGCAGGGGGGAGCUCUUCCUGCCCUCCUGCCCUCCCCAGUCCUGACCCAGCCUGGGGAGCUGGGCAGACUCCAGCGUGGCCCCAGUGGACUUUGCUCUUUGCUUCCUCUUUGUGUUUGUACUGAAAGCAGGAGGUGGACAGUGGAUGUA